Messenger RNA from Spodoptera exigua (beet armyworm), 1224 nucleotides. The record is from the annotation of a GenBank genome assembly. NCBI's taxonomy places the organism in Eukaryota, Metazoa, Arthropoda, Insecta, Lepidoptera, Noctuidae.
AUGAAAUCCGAAGUAUCACAAGGACUUCAAAACGGCGCUAGUUCCGUGCCACACAAGUCACGCCGUCAAGAGAAUAGUGGCUUGAAAAAGAUUGCCAAAAACAAACGCAACGGCAAUAUAAGAAGAGAAGAAAAUCAUCUCAAGCAGAAAAUUUUGAAAAAGAAAACAGAAGUAAAGCAAGAGACUUCUGCUACUAAACCUCUUUUUCACCCUUGUCGAUCUGUUGACGAGUUUCAAUACCUCAGUAGAAUUGAUGAAGGAGCAUUCGGGGUUGUGCACAGAGCAAGGGACAGACAAACUGGGGAAGAAGUUGCUUUAAAACAACUUAAACCAAUCAAUAAAAGGGAAGGACUCUCCAUCGCCGCUCGUCGAGAACUGGGAAUCUUACUAAAGAUGAAGCAUCCCAACAUAGUCGCAGGAGGGGGAAUGGCGUUCAACCCCUUAGGCGAGGAAGUAUUUAUAGUCAUGGAGUACGUUGACUAUGAUCUAAAAAGUUUUUUGGAGACAAUGCGUGUCAACGGACAAAUGUUCUCAACAGAACACGUAAAGUGCCUGAUGACGCAGCUCCUGAGUGCCGUGCAACACCUCCAUGACCAUCAAGUGUUGCAUAGGGACUUAAAGACGAACAACGUACUCCUAUCUGGAGAUGGUGUUGUUAAGGUGGCAGAUUUUGGGUUGGCUAGGGAGUAUGAAUCUCCUGCUGGGCAAUAUACACCCGGCGUAGUCACGCGAUGGUAUCGUGCACCUGAACUGCUAUUGCUGUCUAGUGAAUACUCCGCUGCUAUUGACAUGUGGAGUGUUGGGUGUAUAUUUGCCGAACUCAUCACCUUGCAACCACUGUUUCCCGGAAAAUCUGAAUUGGAUCAACUGAACAAGAUCUUCCGGGAACUGGGGACGCCUUCAGAUAUCAUUUGGCCCGGAUUCAGUGCUUUACCAAUUGUAAAGAAUAUAGUUUUCCACAACUAUCCGACAGGCGGUUUGCAGGAGAGGAUAAACUGUGGAAAAUUUUCUAAUAGCGGUUUAGCUUUGCUAGAAGGAUUUUUAGCGUAUGAUCCAGCUAAAAGAAUGACAGCAGCUGAUGCUUUAGAACAUGGAUUCUUCAAAGAGGAGCCGGUAGCGAUCGAACCUGCCGAGUUCCUGACGUGGCCUGCUCUCUGUGCCGAUCUAGAUGAGGCUCUCGGCACUGGUUCACAUCAUUGCCAACUCCUCUUAAGUGGUAAUUAA